Histoplasma mississippiense is the source of this 1197-nucleotide messenger RNA. RefSeq lists its product with no specific name. Lineage: Eukaryota; Fungi; Ascomycota; Eurotiomycetes; Onygenales; Ajellomycetaceae. The transcript is spliced from 4 exons. The annotation marks the transcript as partial. Gene Ontology annotation, biological process: termination of RNA polymerase II transcription. Gene Ontology annotation, cellular component: cytoplasm; mRNA cleavage factor complex. Gene Ontology annotation, molecular function: mRNA binding; RNA polymerase II complex binding. The record is from RefSeq and is a predicted model, not a curated record.
CUUCCAACUCAAGAGGCCCAGCCAUACGGACAACCACUCCAAGACUUAAUUGAUCUUAGCGCAUUACAUCGUGAUAUAGAAAAUCUGAUCUCGACCGCUCGAACUGACUUUGCAAACAAUCCACUUGACCCCUCACUUCAACAAAAGCUUAAAGCCCUUCUAGACCUCCAGAACAUCCUGCAGCAGCAAAAGUUACCCCAAGACCAGCUAAAACUCAUUCGAGAUCAGGUAUCUCAGCUUUCACCAACGCCCAAACCCCAGCUGCCCCCUCGAGUUGUUCCAACUCCUCCCGUAACACAGGGACCAGUUCAACCAAUACAAAGCCACACCCCUCAGCCAAACCUUCAAUCUCUUCUAAAUCCAGCUACAAUUGCCGAGCUUAUAAAGGCGACAGCGAACCAGCAAAGCCGAACGCCGCCGCCACCACCGCUGCCCCAUAUCGCACCGUUUCUACAGCCUCAGGCUAGCAGCACUCCGCCUCCCCCCCCACACUCUACAGCACCUAACCUAGCAGAGAAUCCCUUGAUUGCUUCUCUUAGAGCUCGAGGCCUCCUUCCACCCGCCGCUGCUUCUGCUCCACCGACACCUCCCAAUCUACCUUUCAUUCUCUCCGGACAAUCGGUAUAUACGCCACCUGCUGUUAUAUCACAAUUACCCAACCCACUUGAAGUCAAAAUUAAUAUCCAAAUGACUUCAGCGUCCAUCAGGAUCCCGAGGCCGAACUUAAUUUCUACCCUGUACGAAGAAAAGUCGAACCGAUGUGGUACAUGCGGUCGACGCUUUUAUUCGGAUGACCAAGGAAAAGAGAAAAAAGCAAGGCAUUUGGAUUGGCACUUCAAAACUAAUCAGCGCAUGACGGAAGCAUCCAAGCGUGGACAAAGUCGUAGCUGGUAUCUGGAUGAACGGGAAUGGAUAAAAUCUCGAGAAUUUGAUGAUGAUACUGGCCGUCCAACAGGCGACAGUGCAACUUUCGCGAACGGAUCGAUGUCAGAUUCGACUGCGACUGCGGCAAAGAAAUCGUCGCAAAAGCAAUGGAUCCAUGCACCCAAUGACGCAGCGCUACGCAAUGCUCCAUGCCCAAUAUGCCAGAGAAAUUCGAGUCGACAUGGUCUGAGGAGGCGCAAGAUUGGAUCUGGCAUGAUGCUAAACCGGGGAACUCCAGACUCUGUCUUAGGUAAACGGAAAGCAAAGGUAUGA